This is a messenger RNA of Eriocheir sinensis (Chinese mitten crab), 5828 nucleotides long. Its product is annotated as protein lifeguard 1-like. The transcript has 6 exons. Bases 228 to 1238 code for a protein of 336 amino acids. The record is from RefSeq and is a predicted model, not a curated record. Gene Ontology annotation, cellular component: membrane; endoplasmic reticulum; Golgi apparatus. Gene Ontology annotation, biological process: negative regulation of apoptotic signaling pathway. Lineage: Eukaryota; Metazoa; Arthropoda; Malacostraca; Decapoda; Varunidae.
GCAAGUUACCCAGUAAUUAAUACCUUUCGUUAAGACAAAAUGGAAUAGAAAUGAUAAUGACAUUUUCAAGAUUACGGAUAGAAAUAGAGUUCGUAUCCCUCGUAUUGGCAACAUUGUAGAGGAGGAGAGGCCAGCCAGGCAGUAUCAAGAAGAGCCGCCUUGCCCUUGGAUCUGUUGUCUGUCAGCCAGGCCGCCGCCUCACCGCAGCUGCCCACCGUGCCCUCAGAAUGUCAGUCCCGUAUCCAGUUGACCCAAAUAAAGCCUCUGCCCCCGGUGUUGGCUGGGGUAUGCCAAGUGCUCCAGGAGGUUAUCCCACUCAACCAGGCUACCCCAAUCAACCAGGCUACCCCAAUCAACCUGGCUACCCUGCUCAGCCUCCAUAUCCAGUACAACCAGCAGCAGCUUACCCAGUUGAACCCCCACCACCUUAUUCUACUGCUCCUGGAUUUGGGGGCCCACCUGGCCCUUACGCUCAACCCGUGUACAAUGCAAGCAGUGGAGACUUUCCUAUCCAGGAUGGAAACAGAGGAAGGGAGGAAGUGCCCAAGGAAAUGGUUCCAAAUCAGUUUGGGGCAUCCUUCUCUGAUAAAGCUGUAAGACAUGCCUUUAUUAGAAAGGUGUAUCUUAUCUUGAUGGUCCAGCUGCUUGUCACACUUGGCAUUGUCUCACUCUUCACUUUUCACACUGGCACAAAGCGAUUUGUACAGAAGAACACCUGGGUGUACUUCCUCUCAUAUGCAGUGUUUCUGGUCACUUACAUCAUGAUGGUGUGCUGCUCCGGGGUGCGCCGCAAAUGGCCAGGCAAUUUCAUCAUGCUCGGGAUUUUCACUCUGGCUCUGAGCUACAUGACUGGAACCAUUGCAUCAUACUAUGAAACCAGCAUAGUCGUGAUGACUGUUGGCAUAACUGCUGCCAUCUGUUUCCUGAUUACUUUAUUUGCUACACAGACCAAGUAUGACUUUACCGGAUGUGGAAUAUAUCUCUUCGUGGCAGCCAUGGUCAUGUUUAUUUUUGGCAUCAUUGCCAUCUUCACAUACAGCAAAAUAUUAUAUACGAUCUACUCAGCUGGCAUCGCUCUUCUUUUUUCAAUGUACCUUGUGUACGAUACGCAGACGGUGGUUGGUGGACGUAAACACCAGAUCUCCCCUGAGGAGCACAUCUUUGGGGCCCUGACUCUCUACUUGGAUAUUGUUUAUAUUUUCAUCAGUCUUCUUAGUGUGUUUGGGUCAAAAAAUUAAUGUUUUUGUUCUGCAUCAUGAACUGUGUAACAUGGUUUAUUCAGAGAAUAGCGAAUUUCAGAAUGUAUCGAAACUGAACAAUAUCAAUAUUUGCCAUGUACUUACAAGGCUUAGAAUGUAUGCAGUCUGCUUUAAUUGUUACUUAUCUCUGCUUUUGUCCAUCAUUAUAUACUGCCUUAUAAAGUGACUGGGCAUGUUGUAUAAAAACCUAAGGCGAGUUAGAAAAAAUAUUACUACAUAGGCUUGCAUGUUUAUUGGUGUAUUUACUAUUGAAUAACCCCUUAAUGACGACAAUGCCGCUGGCGUCAUAUAAUUUUUACUGACGUAAGCAACGAGCAUGACGAGCGAGAAGCUCUCAAGAAAUUGAAUGGCGCGCGUUAACUAUGUAUCUGUCGAUGCUUAGUGACUAACUGGCACCUCUUUUGUCCCUCAGACGACUCCGUGCUAAAAAUAGUCUACAGUUCUUGCCAACACAUCAUGGCGUUUGCAGAGCGAUUUUGUUCCCUCAGCCGAUCUGUUUCGGCUGUCUUCCUUUAGUUCCUGCUCGUUGUGUGGGUGCUGAGCGUAGUCUUGACACCUCCGCUGAUAUACAAGAUGUCCUAGAUGAACCAAUAUCUUGUUCACAGGAGUGUUCAGAGGAGUGGGAAGCGGAAGUUUAAAUUCUUGGCGAAUCAUGGAAUUCCAGAAUGAAAAAACUACAAAAACUAUUUUUUGAGUUUCACUGCAACUUUGGCUCUCUGUAGGCAGUAAAUUUCCAGGUCAGGGAUUAUAAAUUAUAUUUUUCAGACUCAAUCGUGAUAAAAUGAGCAACUUUUCUUCAAUAAAUUUUCUUGUACGUCGCACCAGUAAAAAGUUGGAAUUUUAGGGGAAUCAUGGAAUUCCAGCCAAACGGUGAGUCCAAAUCAUAAUCUGAUUUCACAGUUGAGUUAUACGGAUGAUUUUCUACAACUCUUUUUCAUUGAGAUUCAUUCCAGAAUGGAAAAAAAAAUUACCAAAAUUAUUUUUUGAGUUUCACUGCAACUUUGGCUGUCUGUAGGCAGUAAAUUUCCGGGUAAAAGAUUAUAAACUAUAUUUUUUCAGACUCCAUCAUGAUAAAAUAAACAACUUUUCUAAAAUAAAUUUUCUUGUAUGUCGCACCAGUAAAAAGUUGGAAGUUUGGGGGAAUCAUUAAAUUCCAGCCAAAUGGUCAGUCCAAAUCAUAAUCUGAUUACACAGUUGAGUUAUACAGAUAAUUUUAUACAACUUUUAUUCAAUGAGAUUCUUUCCAGAAUGAAAAAAACUACAAAAAUUUACCAAAAUUAUUUUUCAAGUUUCACCACAACUUUGGCUCUCUGUAGGCAGUAAAUUUCCGGGUCAAAGACUAUGUUUUUCAGACUCCAUCGUGAUAAAAUGAGAAACUUUUCUUCAAUAAUUUUUUCUGUACAUCGCACCAGUAAAAAGUUGGAAUUUUUGGGGAAUCUUGGAAUUCCAGCCAAAUGCAACAACCUAUAAAGAAAUGGAUUUCACAGCAGGGUGCGCCAGAAAAUUUUCUAUAAAACAUCUUUUAUGACUUUUUCUCAGUUUCAAAGUGCAUUUUUCGAUGACUUUUGCAUUUUGGGGGAUCUCCUGAGAAAAACUGUUGCAGUUUAGAGGGGAUAAUUAUUCACUAAAUUAUUGCCAUUCAGACUACCGACAAACAAAGCCUUCACAAGUCAAUACUAAUGAAUAAACUAGUACCUUAUAUUAAGUUAUUUAUUUAUAUAUUUGUUAGAAUAUGUACAGCAAACUCAAUUAAGUGAACUAAUUCAUGCCACCCUCUUCCACUAAAUCAAAGUUUCCACUAAAUUGGAUUUAAUUAUUUUCACUGAAUUUAGUGGAAGACCACAAAUUAAAAAUAUGAUCCCAUUAAAAUUUGUUAGGAAAGUGCUGUAGGCACCACAUGCCAGGCAUAUUUGUAUCUUCUCAGGCUGAUUAAAUCCCCCUCAAAGCUGGCAUGUUUUUUUGGAGGGGGUCACACUUUAUCUCACAAACCACCUGUAGGGUGAGUUAAGGAGACAAUGUACAUGUGAAUGUAAUGUACAAACGAAAGUUUCUGUGGUAAUUCUGACGGAUUUAUAUUAGUUUGCCUCACAUAUCAAUAAGAAAAUCAGGAGACAUUCAGCUUGCUACAUGCAGCCUGAAAGUGCCACACAGUGAUGAAUUUUGAAAAGUUUCUCCAUCUGUCUGAUGUUAUUUCCUGCCUCCAAUUCAUGGUUGAUUACACUGCUGAAUAUGCUUGCAGAGUGCAGGUAAAGUAAUUACUAUCGAAAUGUGUUCAAUUGUGAUGAAAUGAGAAAGUAAGAAAAAUCAAGACAGGUUACAGUCUCCAUUUGUUGUUUAUGCUCCAUAGAUGGUGGUGUGGAUGCUCCGUAUGGCAUUUUUUUUUUAAUAAUAAAGUUAAUGAUUUAAGUUUUCAGCAGAAUUUGGUUACUAGGUUAUUAUUAGUUACCAAGGAAUCAUACCAAAUACGUACACGUAGCAUAUCAUUUAAAUUUAAUUUGAAACUCCAAUUAUUAUUUUAUUAAAGAUUCAUGCAAGAAAAAUGAGUUGUGUAAGUUGAAUUUGAAUGCUCAGUUUUUAUUAUUAUUUGUUUAUCAAAGAUUCAUGCCAAAUAACAUACACAGUUUAAUGUGGUCUCAGUUAUUAUUAAUCAUUUAUACAAAGAUUCAUCAUUCCAACCCUUAAAAAUUACUGAAACACUUCCAUGAUUGUUAAGGCUAAGGAAGAAAAAAUAAAAUAAAAUUUCAGGCAAUUUAAGAUCUGAUUACAGUUGUAAUUACAUUUUAUUUUAACUUUAAUGUCAUUAUGUUGACUCGUUUAAGCAAUAUGACUACCUAAGUAAAUCUGUCUAAAAUCAAUAGUAGGGUCCAUUUCAUAAAAUAUAUUGACAGUUUGACUUCGCUUCCUUUUCAUUUCUGUAUUAAAAAUCAUUAUUCCCAGGUAAUAUCUGUACAGAACAUCCACACUUUAGGAUGAUCUAUACAAUUUGAGAUAAUUUCCUGAGGAGUUGUGACUAACAUAUACUGUAGCCAAAUGAUUAUAUUUUCUAUUAAAUAUUACUUAUAAAGAAUUUACUUUUUUUCAGAUUAAAAAAAUAAGUACAUUGCCUCCCCAACUCACCCUAUAACCCUAUAACUGAUUCCAACUAUAAAUAAGGUUUCCAAUAUAUUUAUAUGUGCUUUUCUUGUGUCAAUCAAGAUUGAGACAUUGUGUUGUGUACAUAAAGACUUAGUCCACUAAAUCUCAAUUUACUGGCCUAUUCCAUUAAAUUGAGGAAACAAUAAUGUAAAAAAUAUCUUCCAUUAAACUGAGUCCAUUGAAUUGAAUUACACUGAAUCAAGAGUUUAUAUCUAUCUAUCUAUCUAUAUCUAUCUGUCUAUCUAAUAUUAUAUAUAUAUAUAUAUAUAUAUAUAUAUAUAUAUAUAUAUAUAUAUAUAUAUAUAUAUAUAUAUAUAUAUAUAUAUAUAUAUAUAUAUAUAUAUAUAUAUAUAUAUAUACGUAGCUGUGAUGGAGGAGAGAAAGAAGCAUCAACUCAGUCAGGUUGCUUGUUGAAGGGUACUGCAGAAUAAUUGUAUAUGACAUCGAGGUCUGAAUCUCUAUUACAUGGCCAUCAUAUUAUGAAAAGUCCUAGAUUUCUGAGGUACAUCUUUUUAUUUUACAGUACCAAAACCAAUAAGUCAUUACUUGUUUUCCUCAUUACUGAAUAUCCACUACUUCUGUUACCCCAUUUCUCUGAACUUUUAAAAAGUGACAGCACUAUUAUGGUCUCUUGCUUAGUGAUGGAAAGCUAUAUAUUUAAUUCAUUUGUCAUGGAAGACCCUUGAACAAGCUUGAGUGCCAUAAGUAAAAGGUACAAUGCUGUGGAGAGUAGGAAAGAAAAAGAAUGAGAUACCAAACACUUAGUAUAGUAAAAGUAAGCCAAAGAACUUUAUCAAAGCACCACUGGAGAGUAUAUGAAUAAUGUGUAGUACAUUUCAGUAAUAUCAUGGUAGCUCAUCUAAAUACAUCAAUGAAAUUUUAAAUUUUAUACAAUACUCCUGGCAGAACUUGUAAGGGAAUUUGAAGUGCAUGCCUUAUUAAAAAAGUACAGUAUGUGUCUGCAUAUAUUUUGUAUUCUAUGUAAAGGUUAUUCAGAAAUAUAAUUUGUACUGAAUAAAAUGCAGCUAACAUGUAACACGACAUAUGCAAUGUUUAGAAAUGCUGCUGAAGUAUUAUACUUGCUAGUUGAUGUAAUGUAUUUCAGGUACAGAUAAAAAGUAAAUAUGAUUAAGUGUAGUUUUAGUGUAUUCAUAUGUACGUAUAUAUAUAUAUGUUUAAAUAUGACUUUUUUUUCUAACUUAAAUAUAAACAUAUGAUAUCCCUGUGUGCUUAUCAUACUGUUAAUCUCUAUAUUAGUUGUUUAAGAUAUAGCUGAUCUCAAAAUUUUUUUUUUAAAUGGAGUUGUCUGUAAAAGCGUCUUCAGUGCUUCAUGGAGUUCCAUUUCUUUUGUGUUGGUAAUAUAUACAAUAUCUGUAUACAAUACCUGGAAGCAUUACCAUCCCAUGUCAGUCUUAGAAUAAAGGCAUAACUGGC